Drosophila subobscura is the source of this 793-nucleotide messenger RNA. RefSeq names its product dopamine N-acetyltransferase-like. The transcript has a single exon. The record is from RefSeq and is a predicted model, not a curated record. NCBI's taxonomy places the organism in Eukaryota, Metazoa, Arthropoda, Insecta, Diptera, Drosophilidae. Gene Ontology annotation, molecular function: N-acetyltransferase activity. The coding region runs from base 66 to 737 and encodes 223 amino acids.
UCGUGAAUUGAAAGAGCCAUCGAAGAGACGUCGGAGCUCAGAGAAUAUUCAGAAUUUAUUUGAAGAUGGAACCAAACACCAAAGAUGGCAUUACCAUCCGCAUUAUGACUCUGGCGGACUACGCGACCUUCAAGCACCUUUUCGAGGAACAGUUUAUCAAGGGCGAGCCCCUCUUUGAUGCCAUUAAGGGACCCAUUGAUCCCGAAAUGUGGAAUUUGUAUGAUCAAUAUCAUGAAUCCAUGGUUACUGCCGGCACCUGUGUGGUGGCCAUCGAUGAGCAGAAUGAAGGACGUGUUGUGGGCUUUGUGCUGGCCGAAGGACAGACCAUUGAUGAUGUGGAAAGUCAUCGCCUAGAGGCGGAGAGCAUACCGGAAACUGACAUCGUAGGCCACAUAAGGCGCAUACUCUGCAAAGUGGAAGCAGAGGCGAAUAUCUACGAGCGAUAUGGCGUUACCAAACUGCUGUACUCCCACCUGACAUCUGUCGAUGUGUCGAUGCGGGGCAAGGGUUUGGGUACGCGCCUAGCCACCAGCGCCAUGGAACUCGGACGAUCUAAAGGCUUUACCCUGAUGACAGCUUUCUGCUCGAGUUUUUAUUCGGCGCGACAGAAGGAAGCAUUGGGCAUGGAGUGCAUUUAUUCAAUGAAAUAUGAGGACUACAAGGACUCUGAGGGUAAAGUGGUUUUUACACCACCAGCUCCUCAUACGGAGAUACGAGUAGUGGCCAUGAAAAUAUAAGUGAUCAACCCCUCCGACAAUAUCCGAGAAUUUAAACAGUAAUAAAAGAGUUGUGA